Molecule: messenger RNA, 1400 nt
Organism: Trametes versicolor FP-101664 SS1
Lineage: Eukaryota; Fungi; Basidiomycota; Agaricomycetes; Polyporales; Polyporaceae
Product: Obg-like ATPase
Exons: 9
Coding region: 104-1282 (392 amino acids)
Cellular component (GO): cytoplasm
Molecular function (GO): GTP binding; ATP hydrolysis activity; ATP binding
Source: RefSeq, a predicted model, not a curated record
ACCACCAUCUCCCCUCCUCGCAUAUCGCGCUCAGGGCCCCCUCCACGCCCUCCGUAGCGCUUUUCACACCUCCAGCGCAGUUUCUGCCAAAAAGAGAAACGCGAUGCCGCCGAAGAAGACCGUUGUAGAGAAGAAGAUCCUCCUCGGGAGGCCUGGUAACAACCUGAAGAUCGGUAUCGUAGGUGUACCGAACGUAGGAAAGUCGUCCUUCUUCAACACGCUGUCGAAAACAGACCUCGGAAAAGCGGCCAACUUCCCUUACGCUACUAUUAACCCUGAGGAAGCGCGUAUCCCCGUCCCCGAUCCUCGUUUCGAAUGGCUCUGCGAGACCUAUAAGCCCACGAACAGGGUCCCGGCCUUCCUGACGUGUAUCGACAUUGCCGGUCUGACUGCCGGCGCGUCAACAGGUGCUGGUCUCGGCAACGCCUUCUUGUCACACGUCCGCGCUGUCGACGGUAUCUUCCAAGUCGUGCGCGCCUUCGACGAUGCCGAAGUCAUCCACGUCGAGGGCGAUGUCGACCCGACUCGUGACAUGGACAUCAUCUCUACCGAGCUUCGGUUGAAAGAUAUCGAGUGGGUCGAGAAGCAUCUCGAGGGUCUCAAGAAGACCGGUCGUUCUCUCGGCAGCAACAGUCUUGCCGACAAGGCCAGGAAGGAGGAGAUCGCUACCGUCCAGAAGAUCUACGAGGUCCUGACCAAGGAGAACAAGGACGUGCGCAAGGUCGACUGGAACAACAAAGAGAUCGAUGUCGUCAACGGUCUCCAGCUCCUUACUUCCAAGCCCGUCACCUACCUCGUGAACCUCAGCGAGAAGGACUACAUCCGCAAGAAGAACAAGUGGCUCCCGAAGAUCAAGGCUUGGAUUGACGAGCACAACCCCGGCGACCCCCUUAUCCCCUUCUCCGUCGCACUGGAGGAGCGCUUGGUCGGCAUGUCCGACGAAGAGCGUGCGGAGGAAGAGAAGAAGAUCGGCACCACCAGCGCACUCGGCAAGAUCACACAAGCUGGUUACUCCAGCUUGGAUCUCAUCCGCUACUUCACCUGUGGUCCCGUCGAGGUCCGCGCGUGGACAAUCCGCAAGGGCACGAAGGCACCACAGGCCGCCGGUGUCAUCCACUCGGACUUCGAGAACAAGUUCGUCUGCGGUGAGAUCAUGAGCUACGAGGACCUGCGCGAGUACGGGAGCGAAGCCGCCGUCAAGGCCGCGGGCAAGCUCCGACAACAAGGAAAGCCGUACGAGAUGAUCGACGGCGACAUCGCCUACUGGAAGUCGGGCGCGUAAUUGGGUAUCAUAGCAUAUAGCGAGCGUAAUGUAUAUGCGUUUGGUUCCGUGCGGUGUAGGAUCGUGUACAGUGCAGCAGUCGAAUGCAAACAUUCAUACAGCAUCAUCGAACGAUGAC